UCCUUCUCUCGCAUACUUCUUCCCUUCGCCCGACUUCUACUCUCUCUUUCUCUCUCACUCUCUCUCACUCUCUCGCACCACUCACACUCGCCAUAUACUCAAACUGCAACACCAGCUCGCUCUCUCCCGCCCCACAACCACACGCCGCGCACGCAUUCUUCUCGCGCAUAAUCUGCAGGACGAGAAACCAGGAGAGACCCAGAGUAAGCAACAAGCAACAGGCACCGGCAAGCAGCAGGCUAAAAGUCAUAAAGCAGCCUUCUCUACUCUGUCUUCACAACUUCGCCACCAAACACCCCAUACCUUCACACCCGCGCACCUGCCCCUUCCCCUCACUACUACCCCAUACAGCUAUUCAUCACAAUGGGAGGAUUCCUAUCCAAAUCAAAGACUCAAAAGUCAAAGGACCCCAAAUGGCAAGGCAUAGGCCCCAACACCCCUCUCCCCUCCUCUCCCUCCAACAACAACAACAACAGCAUCAGCAACAACAACAACAACAAUAGCUUCAACCAGUCCGGGGCCCAACCACGGUCCCAGAACUUGCCUACUCAAGGCACCCAACCAAAGAACAACCUCACCAACAACAAGAGCACAAAGACAGCUGCAGGAAAGAACGGCAAAUCUUCAAAGAUCAUGCUGCUCCUCAAGAUGGACCCCAAGGCCGGUGGACAACGCAAGGUGAUCACAAAGAACCUGAUCAGUCUUCCCUCCGACUUUCGACAUACUGGCCACAUCGGUGCAGGUGAGGUUCGAAGCGGACAAAUCAAUCCUGACAAAAUCAGGAACCAGAUGAUGGAGGUGGCAGCGUGUUUGAAGCUUGACAUGAACACACCCAUGCCGACGCUCAAGACUGUGCCCAUCGAUGGCGAGAACCGAGAAAGCCUAUACAGCGGGCCCAACCAGGUUGAUCGAUUUGUGACGCGCCCAGCAGCAGAGGCAGUAGCCUUCUAAAUGGAUGUACAAUGGCCCUCUUCCGACAAGGCUUCUAAUUCGGUGCCUUUGUACUUCUUCCCCUUUCGUGUCUACAAAUAUUACCCUCGUUUUUUUUGCUAUCAAAAACUAAACGCUUUACGAAUAUUCCAUUGCUUUGUAGUUUUUUUUUAUCACCCUUUCAAAUAUGCAACCAUCCCCCCCUUCCGCCCCCCCCCCGCUCCCACUCCACAUAGAGUGCGAGCGUUGUAAAUGUCACCUCCUCUUCCAAUGCUCCCGUAGCGCUUAACGACUUGUUUGCAGAAAUACUAAUGAACAGUAAUAAAACCGAUGAUUUAUACCGAAAAAA
This is a messenger RNA of Gamsiella multidivaricata, 1279 nucleotides long. RefSeq lists its product as uncharacterized. The transcript is spliced from 5 exons. The record is from RefSeq and is a predicted model, not a curated record. Bases 364 to 951 code for a protein of 195 amino acids. Lineage: Eukaryota; Fungi; Mortierellomycota; Mortierellomycetes; Mortierellales; Mortierellaceae.